GGAGAAAAUGGCUAAGAUAGAGAAAGAGAAAUCUAGAAUGAAAAAAGAGUUGAAACAUAGGGAAGAUGAGGAAACAAAGAGGGUAAAAAGAGAGGAGAAACAGGGACAAGAGAUGAUAGAAAAACAAAGCAGAGAAAGGAAAGAAUUUGAGGACAAGCAAGCAGAAGAAAAGAAAAAGAGAGAUAGAGAGGAGCAGGAGAGGAAAAACCGUGAGAAGAGAGAAAGAAGGGAGUGGAAACAGAAAAUGAAAGACACAGAAAAGGAGAAAAAAGAGAUACAAGAAGACAUGAAGAAAAGAGCUGAGGAAUGGGAACAGGAAAGAAAAACAGAACAGAUAAAGAAAGAGGUCGAAGAGAAGAGAAGGAAAGAGAAAGAAGAGCAAGAGAGAAAAGAGUGGGAUGAGAAACAAAAGAUAAUGAGGGAUGAGUUUGAGAAAGAAAGGAAAAAAGAAAGACAAAGGAGAGAAAAGGAAAGGAGAGAUAUAGAGGAACUGAUGGAGAGGAAUCUUGAAGAACAGAAAAUGCAGUUGAAAAAACAAGAAGAGGAAUGGGACAAGGAAAGAAAACAGGACAGAGAGAGAAGAGAUAAAGAGGAUGAGCAGAGAAGAGAGGAGGAGAGAGAAAGGCUGGCAAGACUACAGAAGGAAUUUGAGAGGGAACGAGAAGUAGAGUGCCGGAAGAGAAAGAUGGAAGAUGUGGCCAGGAGAGAAAGAGAAGAAAAUGAACGUAAAGAAAUGAAGGAGUACCAUGAAAAAAAUUUUAAAAAAAUGAAGGGGAAAUAUGAAGCAGAUGCAAGAAAACAAGCAGAAGAAUUUAAUUCAUUUAAACAGCAGCUUUCAGAAUCAAAUACAAAGUUUGAAAUGAGACUAAUCAUCCAAAAGGACCUACUUGGAAAGGAGAUAAAAAAACUAAGAGAGCUACUUGAGAAGCUAACCGAACCAAAAGAUGACCAUCAGCCCCAGCGUGCCAACCAACCUAAAGAACCUGAAACACAAGUGAAUUCCCUGGAAGAUCACAUCGGGCAGUUGGAGAAGCAAUUUAAAGAAGUAACUACGCUGCUGAUAGAGUUGAAAAAAAACUGUGUAAUACUGUAAUGCUGCAACAGGCAUGCUUUCCUGUGUUAGGCAUUGGAACAUACCAUUACUCCAGUGCAGAUUAAGAUCUUGAUGUGGAGUGCCCCAUUCGGACACAAAGCCAGCUUUUAAAAACAUGAAUUUCAGGACAUUUUUUAAUUAAUGCUCUUUCUCCCUCUUCCCAAUUUGCCAAUCAUGUCCACGCAGCAGGGGUUAUCAUAACCUCAGCCAUCAUUUUGGGAGAACACAGACAAAUGUGCUCUUCUCUGAAACAUGUGAUGUUAGCUAUCGCUUCUUAUACCACAGUUCACUAGUCAACUCACGCAGACAUGAGUCAGAGGAAGAUGAGUGAUUCUGCUAAGUGAUUGUAAGGUAAUGUAAAAGACACUGUACACGUGUAAAAGGCACUUUACACGUGUGUCUCAAUAGGUGCAAAUUGCGGCCACCAGACUGUGGGACCCUGCCAUGCACCAGUUCAGUGUUUUAACAACAUAAGCCACCCAGCAGCCCCCAUGGAACCCUAUUGUUAAAGAUGUAAAUGCUGUUUGCAAAAAAAAAUCAGUCAGAAAUACAAGAUUUUAAAAAAUCUGUUAAUCUAUGCCUAUCCAACCAUUACUGCCAGUCACUCCUUCACUGCCAGUCACAGCGAGGGUGCCAAAAUUAAUGCUUCUUCUGAACAGCCCCAGGACACUGGAUGUGGAUGGGGUUCUCCUAGGCGGUGUGUUGGUAUUAUGUGUACAGAGGGCUCAGUGUCAGUUUUGUUUGAGAUCAGUCGCAGUGCCAGAAAUGUCCAGUAUGAGGAGAUGCCCCGCAGAUAUGAGCCCCAAAGUCCUGCUUCUACCGUGUAGCCUGUUGUUCGCUGUUUUUGCUGUGAGGAUUCAAAUACUAACAAAACAAACAAAAUAUAGCUUUAUUGCUUGGUCAUUUGAUAAUCUUAAAAUUGUAUAAAUGUGACAUUGAUAAAGUGCAUUGUCGCCUAUGAAAUUCACCUCUGCGUGGACCAAUAAAAAAAAUGCAGACAUUUAAGCAAUUUUGCCUUUAAGUAUAGUUGGAUUAAGUAUGUACUUUGAAUAAAAAUAUUAAAUGGAUAAAAA
This is a messenger RNA of Anguilla anguilla (European eel), 2166 nucleotides long. RefSeq names its product vicilin-like seed storage protein At2g18540. Bases 8 to 1093 code for a protein of 361 amino acids. The transcript has a single exon. The record is from RefSeq and is a predicted model, not a curated record. Lineage: Eukaryota; Metazoa; Chordata; Actinopteri; Anguilliformes; Anguillidae.